GGUCGAUCUCUCUCUAUUCACUGACUCAAGCCGAUUGCUCACCAUGGCGGAGCCGGUCAUCGACGAAAAGCAAACCCCAGCCGACACUCCGCAAAAGAGUGCAAUCGUCAAAGGCGCAAAGGCCGCCGCCGAAAAGGAACAUGGCAUGACCUUGAUGCAAGGUAUCAGACUUUACCCCAAGGCAAUCGGAUGGAGCAUCUUGAUCAGCACUUGCAUUGUCAUGGAAGGCUUCGACGUCUGCCUCUUGCCCAACUUUUACAACUUCCCGCGUUUCAAGGAGCGAUUCGGCGAGCAGCUGCCCAAUGGUGACUGGGAGAUUCCCGCUUCCUGGCAGGCGGGAUUGCAGAACGGCUCUCAGGUGGGCCAGAUCAUCGGCCUUUUUAUCAACGGCUAUGUGUCGGAGUGGUUUGGCUAUCGUUAUACCACGAUCUGCUGUCUGGCUCUGGUUGCGGCGUUCACAGCAAUCUUCUUCACAGCACAAAGUGUCGAGGUGCUUCUUGUCGGCUACAUUUUCUCCGGAAUACCAUGGGGCGUGUUCCAAACUCUCACCAUUACGUACGCUUCUGAGGUCUGUCCGGUUGCGCUGCGCGGUUAUCUUACAACUUAUGUCAACUUCUGCUGGGGCUUGGGACAAGUCAUCGGUAUUGGAGCGAUUAAGGCUUGCCUCAAGCGUCAAGACGAGUGGUCUUACCGCAUCCCAUACGCUCUACAAUGGAUUUGGCCCUUGCCUUUGGCCGUUGGGAUCUUCCUAGCUCCGGAAUCUCCUUGGUGGUUGGUAAGGAAGGGGAGAAUUGAUGACGCCAAAAAGGCUUUACUACGGUUGACUAGCCUCAACAAGGAGACCAACUUCGAUCCUGACGAGACUGUUGCUAUGAUCGCUCACACCACUGCCCUCGAAGCCGAGAUUACCGAGGGCAGCAGUUACUUAGACUGCUUCAAAGGCACUGACCUUCGACGUACGGAAAUCGUCUGCAUGUGCUGGGCGAUCCAGAAUUUGUCUGGGAAUUCUUUCAGUGGCUACUCUUCGUACUUUCUGACCCAGGCUGGUUUGGACUCGUCUACCUCGUACAGCUUUGCUCUCGGACAGUACAGUAUCAAUAUGGUUGGCGUAUUCGGCGUGUGGCUGUUGAUGAGCUGGGGAAUUGGACGACGGUCUCUGUUCCUUUACGGACUUUGUGGCCUUUUCACUAUGCUUCUCAUCAUGGGCUUUUUGGGACUGCCCUCAGAUCGGGACGCAGCUGCCAUGGCGACAGGAAGUAUCAUGAUUGUCUGGGCUGCGUGCUAUCAAUUGUCUGUCGGCACGGUCUGCUAUUCGCUGGUCGCAGAAAUGUCCACGCGGCGAUUGCAAAUCAAGACUGUGGUGCUUGGUCGAAAUCUCUACAACAUUGUCGGCAUCAUCUGCUCCGUCAUCACCCCUUAUAUGCUGAAUCCUGGCCAAUGGAACUGGGGGAAUUAUGCCGGUUUCUUCUGGGCCGGUGCAUGCUUUCUCUGCAUCAUCUACACCUAUUUCAGAGUUCCUGAGCCAGCUGGUCGGUCAUUUGCCGAACUCGAUUUGCUGUUCGAGCGCAGGGUUCCUGCCAGGAAAUUUGCAACCACCAAAGUUGAUGUUUUCGAUCUGGAUGUGCACGGAGACGUUUUGGAUCAAGCCGAGCGAAAGCUCAGCAUUUCUGCUUCACACGAUGAAGACCCUGAGCAGGCUCUUGAAGUGAGCACAAAGGUUGUGUAGUGACUAGAUUACAGCACGCGGUGAAUCUGCAUUUCAAGGAGUUGGAUAGCGACAAUACAAUGGCCAUUAGAGCAUUGAACCGUUCAUCGGCAAGUGAUCCGGAGAAUUUUGAAAUUUGGGACAGUUUGAUUUUCACGAAGGAGGGUCGACUACCUAACCUUCUUUUGUGUCUACUAGUAAAACAGAUUAUGUUUUCACUCAGGACAUCCGCCCUUGUACUCUCCCUUGGCUGCCUGGCUGCACCACUUGGCUCUUUCAACCCAUUUCUUCUGGCUUUCCUUGACAUUGUCUUUUCCUCCCUUGGCCCACUCUUGCAUUGCGGCGCCCUGCAAAGCUCGGCCGAAGGAGAAUGUCAGCGC
Molecule: messenger RNA, 2085 nt
Organism: Exophiala dermatitidis NIH/UT8656
Lineage: Eukaryota; Fungi; Ascomycota; Eurotiomycetes; Chaetothyriales; Herpotrichiellaceae
Product: MFS transporter, SP family, general alpha glucoside:H+ symporter
Exons: 1
Coding region: 44-1726 (560 amino acids)
Biological process (GO): transmembrane transport; carbohydrate transport
Cellular component (GO): membrane
Molecular function (GO): carbohydrate:proton symporter activity
Source: RefSeq, a predicted model, not a curated record